Messenger RNA from Suillus fuscotomentosus, 2016 nucleotides. RefSeq lists its product as uncharacterized. The coding region runs from base 1 to 2016 and encodes 671 amino acids. Gene Ontology annotation, molecular function: protein binding. Lineage: Eukaryota; Fungi; Basidiomycota; Agaricomycetes; Boletales; Suillaceae. The transcript is spliced from 6 exons. The record is from RefSeq and is a predicted model, not a curated record.
AUGUCGCAGAUCCUUGCAAUCGACACACCCGCCCGCAAUGCAUGCAUCGCGGGGGAUCUGUCUACUGCUGAAGAGCUUCUUACGCAAGAUAUCAAUGCUAAUACCAACAAGUACACCUCGUAUGCCAAUCGCUCGUUUGUUAUGGCGCGCAAGCGCCACUGGGACCACGCGCUCCAGGACGCGAUCAAGUCCGUUAGCAUUCAGCCCUCCUUGACAGGUUGUAUCUCCAAGGGCAUCGCCCUCGGCGGAAAGGGAAACCUCCGGGAUUCAAUGCAAGCAUUUGAUCUCGCAUUCACUUUUCAGGCUAUCGCGAUCUUCAAUGCGGGUCAGCAUGAGGAAGCAAUUAUGCGUGUACAAGAGCUCGCUGCCACUUCCCGGAAUGAUAUCCAUGCAUGUCGGAUCGUAGAAGCGUAUUUACGAGUCCAACUGGUGAUCAGUGCCUUAGAUGGCGGGCGUCACAAUGAAGCUGCUGACCACUUCACUGCGGUUGUCAAGAUGAACAUUUUCUCAUCUCGAUCGGCCAUUCAUUCUAGAUAUGACGACUUUGUGGUGCUGUUUGGGUGGGACCUUGCGUCGUUGUGGAUGACUGCAAACCAGAAACGUUGCCAUGCACUCCUUCAGGCAGGUAGACUCUGGGAAGCCAUCGAAUUGUGGGAAGGGAAGGAGCCACUGCUGCAGGAUAUCCAGGACAAGGUCUUGUACGAGCUGAAUCCAGUUGGCAGCAUGGCGAAGUUGCAAUCAUUUUGCAAAAUCGCUCGCCGUGCGGGGUAUCGUUGGGCGUGGAGCGAUACGUGCUGCAUCGACAAGAGCAAUAGUGUCGAGCAUCAAGAAGCAAUCAACUCCAUGUUUGAUUUGUAUCAACACUCGGCGCUCACGAUCGUCUACCUGUCGGAUGUCCCACCCUUGUCGAAGUCCGGCGCAUUGGCAGAUAGUGAUUGGAACACACGCGGAUGGACAGCUCAAGAACUCCUUGCUUCUAAAGUCAUCCUCUUUUAUCAGGAGGAUUGGUCUCUUUACCUCGACGAUCGUUCUUCCAACCACAAGGAGUCCGUCACGAUCAUGCAGGAGUUGGAGUAUGCAACAGGCAUAGAUCGACGAGCCAUUGUUGCCUUCCGUCCCGGGAUGAAAUGCGCUAGAGAGAUACUCCAGUGGGCAUCCACACGUGUCACAACAUUGCCGGAAGAUAUUGCUUACUCGUUAUCCGGCGUCUUCGGCGUCCGCUUACGCGUGGAUUACGGCGAGAAGAAGCAGUGCGCGCUUGGGCGACUUCUGCGGAAGGUCAUAGCUCAGUCGAACGAUAUCACUGCCUUAGACUGGGUCGGGAAACCAUCAGAGUUCAAUAGCUGUUUACCAGCCGACAUCACUUCGUACAAAGCUCCCACAUGCAAGCUUCCAUCUCUAUCAGAAGAAGACAUUCAGUCAUCGGUCUCUUCUCUGCGAGGCACAGUGGCUCUGGAGCCGGCUUCGAGGUUGUAUCAGACACUCGACUACCUGAGCGCUCCACGGUUCGUGCACCGCCGGUUGCAUCUACCUUGCAUCGUGUUCCCUGUGACAGGAGUCAGGCGGAAGCCUGGCCAGAAUAAGGGGAUACAUUUCACGUACGGAAUCAAGGCAGAUGGGCUUCGUGACCUGGAUAUUACCACGGAAGACAAGCUACCUCAAUUCCCACGGGUAAUACCGUUGCCAGCUUGGCAGACGUUCUUGCUUGUUCGCACAUGGAGCCGUCAUCUCCUUGAGCUGCCUGACGCUGCAGACGAUACAGAGAGCGUGGAAGACUGGUCCGUGUCCGAAUCCACGUCAUCCCCUUCAGAAAAUGAGCCGGUUUAUUCGGAAUCUCACUCGCGGGCAUUGCGAUUGAUUGUUCGCCUUGGACAGCCGUUUAGCGCAUUUCUUUUAGCACGGCAGCGCGACGGAGAAUACAAGAGAAUCGCGUCAGAUCGUAAUAUCAUCGCACAAGUUAAUGACAUGGCGUCUGUUGGCGACAUGAUGGAUAUCAGGACGCUGGAGAUAAUAUAA